Molecule: messenger RNA, 2717 nt
Organism: Nipponia nippon (crested ibis)
Lineage: Eukaryota; Metazoa; Chordata; Aves; Pelecaniformes; Threskiornithidae
Gene: GPSM2
Product: G protein signaling modulator 2
Biological process (GO): establishment of mitotic spindle orientation
Cellular component (GO): cell cortex
Molecular function (GO): GDP-dissociation inhibitor activity; G-protein alpha-subunit binding
Source: RefSeq, a predicted model, not a curated record
GCAGAAACGCAGCUGAAUGGAGCUUAGAGGGCCACAGAGGAAAGAACUUGAACACGUUUCUGAAGGUUUCAGAUGUGUCUGACAGUGACCUCCUUACCUUAGUAAUAAAGAAGAGUUUUUCAGCAGGAGCUUAGGAUAUCUUUACUCCACCUUAUUAAUAUACUAACUGGAAUGGUAUUCUGACAACAAUUCUCCGUAGUAAAGUACUUACCCUACUACAGAACCAGUAUUAUUUUCUCUACUGAUAAUGCAACUCAAUGGAGGAAAGUAAUGUUUUGAUAAGCAUGCGUGAAGACCGUUCCUUUCAUGUGCGAUACAGGAUGGAGGCUUCCUGCCUAGAGCUGGCUUUGGAAGGUGAGCGCCUGUGUAAAGCAGGAGAUUGCCGAGCUGGUGUAUCUUUCUUUGAAGCAGCUGUUCAGGUUGGAACUGAAGAUUUAAAAACACUAAGUGCUAUUUAUAGCCAGUUAGGCAAUGCCUAUUUCUACUUGCAUGAAUAUGCAAAGGCCUUGGAAUACCAUCACCAUGAUUUAACUCUCGCAAGGACAAUUGGAGAUCUACUGGGAGAAGCUAAAGCUAGUGGGAAUCUGGGCAACACCUUAAAGGUCCUUGGGAAUUUUGAAGAAGCUAUUGUUUGUUGUCAAAGACAUCUGGAUAUUUCCAGAGAGCUUAAUGAUAAGGUUGGAGAAGCAAGAGCACUGUAUAAUCUGGGAAAUGUAUAUCACUCUAAAGGGAAAAAUGUAGCUAGUGCCGGGACUCAUGAUCCAGGGGAACUUCCAGAUGAUGUGAAAAAUGCUUUACAAAAAGCUGCAAAUUAUUAUGAGGAAAACCUGGCAAUAGUAACAGAGCUGGGUGAUAGAGCAGCACAAGGACGUGCCUUUGGAAAUCUGGGAAACACACACUAUCUUCUGGGCAACUUCAGGAGCGCAGUUUUGGCCCAUGAACAGCGUCUCCUAAUUGCAAAGGAAUUUGGUGAUAGAUCAGCGGAAAGAAGAGCGUACAGCAAUCUUGGAAACGCCUACAUAUUCCUGGGUGAAUUUGAAACCGCUUCUGAAUACUACAAGAGGACAUUACAGCUGGCUCGACAGCUUAAAGACAGAGCUGUGGAAGCACAGGCCUGCUACAGCCUUGGGAACACGUACACUCUGCUUCAAGACUAUGAAAAAGCAAUUGAUUAUCAUUUGAAACACCUUGCGAUUGCUCAGGAAUUAAAUGAUAAAAUUGGUGAAGGAAGAGCAUGCUGGAGUUUAGGGAAUGCAUAUACUGCUCUGGGAAAUCAUGACCAAGCUAUGCAUUUUGCAGAAAGGCACUUGGAGAUUUCAAGAGAGGUAGGAGAUAGAAGUGGGGAGCUCACUGCUAGACUUAACCUCUCAGAUCUUCAAAUGGUUCUUGGAUUAAGCUACAGCACAAACAACUCCAUGAUGUCAGAAAGCCACGUGGUAGAGAACAGUUUGAAUGGUACCAGACCAAGAGUAGGACGCCGCCACAGUAUGGAGAACAUGGAACUUAUGAAAUUAACACCAGAAAAGGUUCAGAACUGGAACAGUGAGAUUCUCGCUAAACAGAAACCACUGGUUGCCAAACCUUCAGCAAAACUGCAUUUUGUAAAUCGACUAAAAAGCAAAAAGUACAAAAACGGCACCGCUUCCAAAGUUUUGCAGGAUGCCAGUAAUUCUAUUGAUCAUCGACUUACAAACGCUCACAGGAAAAACAGUCGAGAGACAAUGGCAGAUGAAGGGUUCUUUGAUCUGCUGAGCCGAUUCCAGAGUAACAGGAUGGAUGAUCAGAGGUGCUACUUCCAGGAGAAGAACAGAUUCUCAGCUGCUUCAGUGGCAACAUCCUCUACUCCACCUAAAACAAUGAGAAAAUCCUUUUCUACUUCUUUAGUCUCACCCCACACAGAUGAAUUUCUAGACCUACUCGCUAGCUCCCAGAGCCGCCGGCUAGAUGACCAACGUGCUAGCUUUAGUAAUCUACCUGGACUUCGUCUUAAUCAACACAACAGUCAGUCCGUCCUGGGUCACCUCAUGGCAAGUAACAACAGAGAACUGGAUGACGACUUCUUUGAUAUAUUGAUAAAAUGUCAGGGUUCCAGACUGGAUGAUCAACGAUGUGCUCCUCCAUCAUCUGCAAAAGGCCCAACUGUGCCAGAUGAGGAUUUCUUCAGCCUGAUUUUACGAUCACAAGCUAAAAGAAUGGAUGAACAAAGAGUCCAUCUACCCUCAACUAACUAUAAAGGGACCAAAUUCUAGCUGAAGAAAGAAACAGGCACGUACUGUACAGUAGCAUCUUAGGUGUCAUUUUUGUUUGCUGGAAAAACAUACAUGCCUUUGUACAGAAGACUGCAAUUAGUAGCUUUGUCCCCUUUCUAAUCAUUUUUUGUAUAAAUGGCAGCAGCAUCACGCUCAUGACCCGUAGUUAGAGUUGCCACUGCUCCUUGCAGUUGGCAGCUGCUUUUAGCAGCCCCUGAGAUACUGAUUACUGUAUCUCCCUCUUAACUGCCUCUAGUCUAUGAACAUUAAUAUGAAUUUUUUUUCCCUGUCAAGGUAUUCUCAUUGCUGAUGUGUGGAUUCUACCACUGUCUCCGUCUAGCGUAAGACCUAAAUUUGUAUGUUCUUUUUAAAGAAAACUUGAUCGUUUUUUUCCUGAUUCGGACCUCCCUGGAAAAAGGUCCUGUUUUCUUUUAUACUUUUUGUAAAAAUAAAAAAAAAUUGAGAAAU